CGCGGACGCUCUGCGACAAGGGGUUUGAACUGUGGGGUGGCAACUCCGUGAUCGGGUGGAGAGGCGCAAGGUAUAAAAUCGGACGUCGGGUAACAGGAGGCAUUCAGUGUCGGUGCGAUUCUAAGCUUCACAUCAUCGCUACUUAGAAUUUCGAUCACCGGGAGUCAUAGAAAUGCAGGACAACUGGUUUUUUAUCUUCGUGAUCCUUCUGGCAUUUUCUACGUCGCUAAAUCUUGCCAGAUGCUCGAUCGGCCAGCACUACGAAUCCACCAGAGAGGGCCAGAAAUUGAAAAUCAACGAUAGACGAUCUGCCGGAUUGGUGGCGUAUCCGAGAAUUGGCCGAAAUUCGGAAAUACCGAGCUUUCCUAAAACGGAGCGUACUUUCGGAAUAAUACAUAAGCCCAGAGUCGGACGAUCCGAUGAAUCGAGCUUGGGCAAUUUGAAUCGAUUUCACGAUUUACCGGCCGACGCUGACAUCGAGUUCUACAUUGCACGCGACAUGGAGCCCGAAGUUCUCUUAAAUCUUGAUUACGAAGACUAUGCGGAGAGACCGAUGGCAUUUAAACAUGCUGAUAAAAUUCAGAAAGACGCCUCCUGGUUAAUGCCCGAUCACGUACACGGAUACAAGGAUCUUCGUUUCGCACAAAAAAUCGACGAGCCUCGAUCGUACUACUCUAUUUUACGAGGUUCUCGAAAUAGUCAAGGUCAAGGAGGGUACACUCCGAGACUGGGUCGCGAGAAUGAGCACGACGCUGCGGGUUUCCUGUAACUUGCCCCAUCUCUCUGAUCACGAUUCGCGCCUCGCGGAUUUGACGGACGUUGACUCGAGAGGCAAUGGAAGGAACUUACUGUCAAAUACGUCAGGAACGUUAACGUGCGGUGCUUCUGAUUGUUUUUCCCCUAUUUGCAUAGGCGACCCACCUUAUCCUUGCACUUUGUACGCAAGUUAUGCAACACAAUACAUAAUCUACACUUAAAUACUGCAGUUUAUAAUCUUACAUGCAAUCCUCUCGCCUUGUAUCGUCACGAAAUAGAAAUUCUCGGAGCUGCUUGAAGCCCUGGCGAAAAGCGGCCCGAUCUUGAUGUGACUCGGCAUGCUAUUCUACCCAGAUUUCUAUCCCGAGAUACUCAAUUUAAUGUUCGUUUUUAUAUGAAAAUAAUGGAGAGUGGAAAUAAAAAUUUGAUUUACAUCACGCUGAGCUAAUUGGUGAUCUGUUUUGUACAUAUUUUUUGAAAAACUCAAUUAAAAAUGGUGUGUUUUGA
This is a messenger RNA of Temnothorax curvispinosus, 1263 nucleotides long. Its product is annotated as CAPA peptides-like. Bases 173 to 769 code for a protein of 198 amino acids. The record is from RefSeq and is a predicted model, not a curated record. The transcript has 5 exons. Lineage: Eukaryota; Metazoa; Arthropoda; Insecta; Hymenoptera; Formicidae.